GAAAAUCCAACCAAUCGUAGGCGAUGGCGUAACAAAGGAGCCAGCUUUCCCGCCGGCGAUGAAGCAGAUGCCGAAAUCGCGAUUGAAGCAGCUUUUGGAACGUCCACUCGGCCUGAAAUACAUAUACAUUGGAGACAAAUCGUUUUCGAAAGGCGAUGCAAAAGAAUUCGAACCAACCUCCUUGUGUUUAGGUAAGUUGGUUCAAAACUACAUGGAGGAUCCCGACAGUGGGAAACAACGGUGCGGUGGCCCCGACAGCUGCGACACUUGUUUCGAUGAAGAAUUUUACUCUACUCGCAGAAUUUUACGAAGGCUCAAGAAUCUGCUUCUUUGUACUCACAUCCCUGAGGGAGAGAGGGACCUGAUGAUAAAGACAAGAGAGAUCGUCGAGAAGGAAAACAAUGAGGAUUCACAAAUGCGAGUUGUCCUCGAUGAACUGGUGGCUUUAGGCUACAAUGCAGCAAUAUGCAAAUACCGCUGGAAGCGAUCGAGAAAGCUCAUGUGUCCUGGAGAGUACGACUAUUUGGAUGUGAUUGUCGGAAAAAAAAGAGUUGUGAUCGACUUUGAUUUUAAGUCGAAAUUCAAGAUUGCUCCUCCCACCGAUACCUAUAAGUCGUUAUUAGAAACACUUCCUAACGUUUACGUGGGACGUGUGGGUCGACUUAAGAAGAUUGUGGAUGUGUUAGCUAAAGCUGCCAAGACAAGUUUUGAGAAGAAUGAGCGUGAGGUGCCGCCAUGGAGGAGAGCAGAUCAUGUCUUCCCCAGAUGGUUGGUUCCAUAUGUUCGUACUAAGCCAUCUCAGAGAAAAACCAAUGAAAUUACUAAGAAAUAAGCUUUUGAUUCUCUUUUAUGGUUGGUUCCCUAUGUGUUCUGAAACUUGGAAUAUUAAGUUUUUAAUAUCUAAGAAAUAAG
Molecule: messenger RNA, 912 nt
Organism: Thlaspi arvense
Lineage: Eukaryota; Viridiplantae; Streptophyta; Magnoliopsida; Brassicales; Brassicaceae
Source: the annotation of a GenBank genome assembly